Histoplasma capsulatum G186AR is the source of this 1050-nucleotide messenger RNA. RefSeq names its product alcohol dehydrogenase. The record is from RefSeq and is a predicted model, not a curated record. NCBI's taxonomy places the organism in Eukaryota, Fungi, Ascomycota, Eurotiomycetes, Onygenales, Ajellomycetaceae. The transcript has 4 exons. The coding region runs from base 1 to 1050 and encodes 349 amino acids. Gene Ontology annotation, molecular function: oxidoreductase activity.
AUGGUACAAUCAAUCUGCAAGACUACGAAGCAAUGGAGCCUCGCCCACCAGAAUGGCUUCGACGCGCUCAAAUUCACUGAGGAGCCGGUGCGUGAGCUCGAGGAUCACCAGGUUUUGGUAAAACUCCAAGGAGCUGCGUUAAACGCCCGCGACCUCAUCAUUAUACACGGCGUCUAUCCCAUCCCCAUUCAACCCAACGUAGUCCCCGGCUCCGAUGGCGCCGGCACCGUCCUUGCCGUUGGCAAAAACGUUACCCGCUUCAAGCCAGGCGACAAGGUCACGACCACCAUCAACCAACAGCACAUCGCCGGGCCGAUGACAAUACAAGCAUCACGAUCCGGCCUUGGCUGCAUCUACCACGGCACCUUACGCACCGUGGGCGCGUUCGACGAGCGCGGGCUGGUUCCCAUGCCCGCGGGCCUAAGCUUCACCGAAGCCGCAACACUCGGCUGCGCCGGGCUGACGGCAUGGAAUGCCCUGUUCGGAUUGCCUGGAAAGCAGAUCCUGCCGGGCCAGUGGGUGCUGACGCAGGGCACUGGCGGGUUCGCGAAGGCCGUGGGUGCCACGGUGAUUGCGACGACGGGGUCGGCGGAGAAGGCGCGCUUACUGGAGAAAUUGGGUGUGGAUCACAUUAUCAACUACCAGGAGACGCCCGGCUGGGGCGCUGCGGCGAAGGCGCUGACGCCUGGUGGACUGGGGGUUGAUAUUGUUAUCGACGUUGUGGGCGCGGCGACGUUGAAGCAGAGCGUCGCGAGCGUGAAGCUUGAUGGGAUCAUUAAUCUGAUUGGGUUUAUGGCCCCGCAGAAGCACGAGGAAGUAGAGCCGAUGCCUGGAUUGAUUGAUGCUUUAAUGGGUGGGUUUACGGCGCGGGGAGUGUGGACUGGCAGUCUGCUGCAGAUGGAGGAGAUGUGCAGGGCGAUCGAGGCCAAUGUCGAUAAGCUACGUCCUGUGUUGGAUUCUAAGGUCUUUACUCUUGAGCAGACUCGGGAGGCAUAUGAGUAUCUGGCGUCUCGGAGGCACUUUGGGAAGGUGGUCAUUAAUAUCUCCUAG